AUGAGCUCUAUAACUUAAAAGAUAAUAUCCAAAUUAGACAUCAGACAAGUAAUGGAAUUUGAAUCUAUAUGUUUAAGUAUUAUUUAAGUGGAUGUAUUGACAUUAUUGUUGUUUAAUAAAGUAAUGGGUCGUUGAAAUCUACUCCAUUUCAUGUUAGAUUUGGAAAAUAUGAUGGUUAAGAUUAUUAGGUUGAUUUAAUUGUUAAUGGAAAUUUGACAAAUGUAAAAAUGAGAUUAGGAAAGGAAGGUGCAGCAUAUUUUGAAAAUAGUUCUUUUUCUUCUGGUUAUUAAUCUGAUGAUUCAUGUUUAGAUAAAAUAAGGUAUAAUUAACUAAAUAGAUAAUAUAGUCAUUUAGAUGAGACAUCCAGCAUUUUUAGAUAAUCAUUGAAUUAUUAGAAACCUGAUGAUCUCUUUAAUAGUGAUAAAAAAAAUAGUAAUUGGCUUUAAACACUAAAAUUUUGGUAAAAAGGAUCCAAUUAAAAAAAGGAGAGUGGAGUUAAGAUAGAAACAAUAAAUAACCUUAAAGAAUUUUAAUAAGAAGAUACGUCAUUUAUAGUAAUAAUAUUAUAAUAAUAUUAGGGAUUAUCAAAAAUAUAAUUAGAUAAAUAAAAUUUAUAAUUCCAGUAAUAAUAAUAAGAGAAAUAGAUAUAAACCUAAGAUUUUGAGAAUAAUAAUAUUGCAUAUAGUGAUAAAGAGACAUUGUCACCACGAUAAUCAGUUAUGGAACUUUCUUUAUGUGGUUAAUAGAUUUAAUAAUAAAAUUUAACAUAAAAUUAAAGAUUAUAAUUGUUUGAAUAACAUAAAGUGCCUUAUACAACAUUUACAAAGGAUUCAUUAAAGAUAAUUAAUAAUAAAGAUUUAGUGUUUAAGAUCGGAGAUAAAUUUUUCAGUAGAGAGGCUGGAUUAAUUUAAUUAUUGGCUAAGUAAGUGUACAAUUAAGAAAUGAUAAUAGAUAGUUUGGAUUAAUAGAAAAAGUAAAACCCUUAAUAAUAAUUAUAAUGGUAUAGUGUUUUAUUUGGUAAAAAGAAAGGAUUAGAUUAAAUUGAAUAGAAUAAUAAUAAUAGUGAAAUAAUAAACAAUAAUGAAUAAACGUAAAAAUAACAUCAAUAAUUUAAAUCAUAAGAUAGACUUAGGAAAAUGAGUGAAGAUUCCAUUGAUACUUAAAGUACAAUUUCUAUAUAAAGAAGAAGGAGAUAAUAGAGACCAAUAUUAAAACCUCAUUCAUCUAUAUUAAAAUAAUUGGGAUUGCGAAAAGGAGAAAAUAAAAUUACUUAUAGAUUGUGUAUACCAAAAAAGAAUGAUAUUGUUGAAUUACAUGGAACUAUUUAUUUGUAUGAUUAAAAAACGAAAUUGGUUAUUUCAGAUAUAGAUGGAACUAUAACUAAAUCAGAUAUAUUAGGUUAAUUAAUGCCAAAAUUAGGAACAGAUUGGAAUCAUGAUGGGGUAGCUAAUUUUUAUUAGAAUAUACAAUCAAUGGGUUAUAAUAUAAUGUAUUUGACUGCUAGAGCAAUAGGUUAAGCAGAUUAAACAAAAGAAUUCAUUUAUAAUUUAUAAUAACAAAGCACUAAAUUACCUAAAGGACCUGUAAUAUUGAGUCCUGAUAGUUUAUUUCCUGCAUUUAAAAGAGAAAUAAUUGACGGAACACCAGAAUUAUUUAAGAUUACUGCUUUAAAAGAAAUAAGAAAUUUAUUCAUCGGAGAAAGUCCUUUCUAUUGUGGAUUUGGAAAUAGAAUUACAGUAUAUUUAAAUAUUAUAUAUUAUUUAGGAUUCUACAGCAUAUUAAGCAGUCAAUGUUGAUAUUAGUAGAAUAUUUAUCAUUGAUCCAAAAAGUGAUAUUCAUAAAUUUGAUACUGAUGAAAAAACUAGCUAUGUAGAAUUAAAUAAGAAUAUUCAGCUUUAUUUCCCUCCUGUAGAUGAAGGAGAGUAUUAAUCUUAAAACUUCUGGAAGAUUCCAAUCCCUGAUUAUUUUGAUAUCAAUUAUUCAUGA
Molecule: messenger RNA, 1986 nt
Organism: Paramecium sonneborni
Lineage: Eukaryota; Ciliophora; Oligohymenophorea; Peniculida; Parameciidae
Source: the annotation of a GenBank genome assembly